This is a messenger RNA of Bombyx mori (domestic silkworm), 2148 nucleotides long. RefSeq lists its product as uncharacterized. The transcript is spliced from 2 exons. The coding region runs from base 70 to 2064 and encodes 664 amino acids. Lineage: Eukaryota; Metazoa; Arthropoda; Insecta; Lepidoptera; Bombycidae. The record is from RefSeq and is a predicted model, not a curated record.
UGACAUUGACUUCGAUGUUUUGAUUUAACCUAAUGAGUGCUUCGAUAAAUUUCAGUGAUUUCUUAUAAAAUGAAUAAUAAGACCUAUUACGAUGAACAGUUUUUCUUAGAUAAAUAUAAUUCAAAUAUUAACAACUGCAAGAAAAGAAAACAUGAUCACAGAAUCUUUGAACAUAACAGUAAUUGUAAACUAAUUGAUUUGAAUACAAAUGCAAAGAGAGUAAUAGAAGUACAUGAUUCGAAUGGUAUCAAUAAUAAAAUUAAAACACGAGAAAUUACAGAUGAAAUUAACGUACAUAAUACGGAAGCAUGUUCAACAGAGACAUACAAACAACUUGUCGACGUUCCGACAGAAUUAAAUGAGUAUCUUAUAGACAUUGGAAAGUGCGCAGAAAAAUCGACAUACUGUCGCCCUGCCAUUGAUUACUACAGUCAAGCAUUUGUCUUCAAAACAAUGUCCAGGAAUGCUAGAUUGCAACGUCUACUUAAAAAUAUAGUGGUAAGUCGUCAAAAAGAGAGGGCGGAAGACGCUUGGAAACAAUACAUCAAUGAAUUGAAAUGUAAGCAUGGGUAUAAUUCUAGAGCUGAUGACUUCAGGGUACCCGAAGGUAAAGCCGAUGACUAUCCGGACAUAUGUGAUUUGUACAAUACACGAUUUAGUUGGAACCAAUCAAGACAAUGCCAGAAUUUGCUUGAAGAUUUUUAUGGAUCUUACGAAAGACAGCAGAGAUGUGCUCAAUCUGAAAAUUGUAGACGAACAGAAAGGUCACAGUUUGGCAAUAGACACUAUUGCUAUCCUACUUCCUCUCAUGGACGACUUAUAUUGUUGGAUAGGGAGAGAGCUCGAGAUUUUAGUCGAGGUUAUUCCCGAACACCGCAAUAUAGAGAUUUUCGUGGUAAUACUAUAGUCAUUGACAAGGACCCCUAUGAUAGUCCUAUAAACCAAUGUAAUCGUGAAAAAUACAAAAUUGAUAAAUCUACUAUUGUACCAGAAAAAACAAAUAAACAGCAAAUUUAUAAGACUACCUCGGUGCAAGUAAGCGACCAUGCUAAUAUUCCAUAUAUUAAUGGUGGUGAUGAAUGUGUAGAAAGAGACAGAAAAGAGAAUAUACUCCCAAAAUCCAGUAAAAUUGAUAAGGAUACAGUAAAUACUGCUAUGGACCAAAAUAUAUUAGGGAACAUUGAAAGUAAAUUGGAUGAGUUAAUAAAUAUAAUCAAUAAAUUGAUGAUUGACAUGAACACAAAAUUUAUUCAUUACGGUAACAAUGAAUCGGCUUCUACUGCUUGCAAAUUAAGUAGCAAUGAUUUGAACACUUCUAGAAGUGAAACAUUCGGGUUUUACAAGACGGAGAGCUUAAUGUGUGGAAUCUCUAGCUUUUCUGAUGUUGGUACCAGUAAAGCAUUAAAACUAAAUUGUAAUGCAGGACCCACAAAACUUAAUAAAAUAUUAUCAGAAGAAAUCAAUAAAAGUAACAAAAUAAAAAAAGAUAUAGAUGACAUAUUGAACGGCAAAUCGCGAUCUAUUUCUCUGCCAAACAGUUUAGAAGAACCCACGAAAGACGUGUGUACGGAAAUCAUGGAUUCAUUAUCCAAAGAUACAAAAAACAGGGUUUCGAAGAAAAACAAAAGGUGUUUUACUAUAGCGGUGAAUACAGAACCAAUCGGUUUGUUAGGUCUGCUGAAGAUAUCGAAGGAGACGAUAAGACAAAUCCUGUCGUACAUGCCCCGAAUCGACUAUAAUUCAUAUUUGUCCAUGGUUCAGUUCCCCCAGCUGUCUAAGAUCGGCGAGUCGGAUUAUAUCUGCAAUAUUUGCGGGGCAGCCUUCUGUCGGCCGUCACAGCUCAGCGAACACAUUCAGAAACAUAAUUUGGACAACACGAGGAAUUGCUGUGUUUGCCGGCAUGCCUUGGAUUCUAAAAGACGUUCAGCCUUGUUUUCAUGUCGGUACUGCCACCAGCCGUUCAUCAGAGCGUACUGCUGUGAGCUCCACCAGAGAUCGUGUGCGAAGAAUUUCGGAGUCCGGCACGCGGAAAGUAAUCGCGGUAACCUGGCUAUGCUGACGUAGAUUGAAGAAAAUACCUUUUUUGUAUUGUUGGUCCUAUUUAUAUUGUAUUUAUUUAUAUUUUGGAUAUAACAGUUCACUUUACAA